AUGACCCUGGGCUUUGUCGUUGUGAUGACGGAGUCGCUGCUGGCCUUCCGCGUGCCACUGCUGGGGAGGCCGACCGCCCAGAAAUGGGUCCACAUGGCGACGCAGACGGCGGCGGUUGCUCUGGGCGUGGCCGGCAUGGUGGCGAUCGUUCAGGCAAAGCUUUUCUCCCAGGCCUACCACAUGUACAGCGUCCACGCCUGGACGAGCGCCAUAAUCUUUGUCCUCUUUGUUCUGCAGUACCUGGUGGGCCUGGCCGUGUUUGCGCUCCCGCUCGUCAAAAGCGCGGAGACCAAGGCGUCUGUUGCUAAGUGGCACAUUGUGCUUGGGCAGCUCACCUUCUUCGGCGGCAUCGCCGCGUGUGUGACUGGCUGGGCCGACAUGCAGAUGAUGAAUGUCGAUUUUGGCCAGCGCAACUACGGCAGCGCGACCAUCCUCGGCGCCACCACGGCGGUGCUGCUGUGGGCCCUGGCGGCCGCCGUCGGCGGCGUGGUGCUGUCCGGCCCGCGGCCGAAGCCCGGCGGCUGCUGCCCUGCCGCUGCUGCUGCGCCGCUGAAGGGGCAGGACCCGCUGCCCGGGGUGUGA
Molecule: messenger RNA, 582 nt
Organism: Monoraphidium neglectum
Lineage: Eukaryota; Viridiplantae; Chlorophyta; Chlorophyceae; Sphaeropleales; Selenastraceae
Exons: 5
Coding region: 1-582 (193 amino acids)
Molecular function (GO): oxidoreductase activity
Source: RefSeq, a predicted model, not a curated record